UCACUUACCUCAUUAACUCUCAAACAGAAACCAUGUGUAAGCAGUAACACAGCCUCACCUUUCUCCACUGCAGGUGUAACUCCAACUGCUUUUAUAGGGAGCUCAAUUAACACCCACAUCGCUGCAUCCAGUACCAUAACCCGGGAGGUUGGCUUCUAUAUUACCCCUGUAACAAGGACACCCAAACACAUUCUCACUUUCACAGGCUCAUUCACUCGACUUAAUGAAUCUUAAACAGGUCAGUAAUUCAAAAAAGAUUGCUGCAGGAUGCUUGAAAUGUGCAAAAAGAACCUCUCUUCAGAAGAAGAAACCCCUUCACUUGGUUUGACCAAGCGAUGACAUCAUCAACAACAUAAAAUCCAGCAAAUGCUGAGCCCGCCUUCUCCUAGAAGACAUGUCUGAACUUUAAGAAGCUGUUUUAAAGUUUAGUCCUUCAGCGUAUUAAAGGGAGUCGUUUCCAAGGCCGAUGUGAAACCAGACACCCAGGAGAAAUCAUGGUGCAGGUCCAGAAACAACACAAGGCCGGCCCGACAUCCUCUCACCUUCUCCAAACGCCUUUCCGUCAUGUGCGACUGUUCCUGGGAAGAAAACCUUUAAGGCCAGUCACGUUUAGACUCAGUGCUCCUCCAGCAGGCUUUGGUGCUGGUCGGCCCAGCUGGACUCCUAGACGGGAGAUACAGAGAGAGGGACAGGCAGACAGACAGAGAGAGAGAGACGGUUUCCAGUGAAGAAGACAAGAAGCUGUGACUAUGAACCCUCCUGGGAACACUUAAUCUUCCGUCGCUGGCCAAGAGAAUGGGUGCUGAGCUGAAGUAAGAUGGCCUCGGACAGAAUGGCGACUCCUCAGAGCAGCUCCAGACAGAGCAGCUCGCUCUCUUCUUCCCCCAUGAGUACCCGUAUGCAGUCUCUCCAGGUCGACUCGGUCCAGCGCUGGAUGGAGGACCUCCGCCACAUGACCGAGGUGGAGUGUAUGUGCGUCCUCCAAGCCAAACCCAUCGGCGUGGAGGAAGACGCCCAGCAGGGAGAGCUGAUCGUAGGAGUCGGCACAGGCGACCACGUGGCGAGGAACAACCUGCAGACGCUUCUCCGCCGAGCGCUCGUGGUCAGCACGGAGCUGGGGAAGAUGUUCCAGCGGCUGGAGAAAGGACGCUGGCAGAGGGUCCACAGCACCGCCGUGAGGGCCAACUGUCACGUGCGCUCGCUGGUGCACGAGUACAGCACCGCCCGGAGUACGCCACCUGAGAUGCAGAAGUAUGAGAAAUCUCUGCUGGAGAAAUGUAUGGAGCUGACCAACAUCACCGAGAGGUGUCUUCACACUGAUGACGAGUUCUUCCUGAAGUCCAUGAGAGAGGCCAUCCACGAGAUCCUGACAGACGUCAGCGAUUCCUUCAGCAACAUGAUCGACAUGGCUUUAGCCAAUGAGAUCCGGGUUUUGAUCAAGCAGAUUGAGUCUUCAGACAACGUUCACACCAUCGGCAGUGCCAUCAGCAACCUGCUGUCCCUCACCCAGGACGGACCGCAACUCUGCAGCAUCAUCGCCAAGGAAGGAGCCGUGGUCGCCCUGUUUAAGAUCUGCAGGCAGGACCGCUUCAGAGAGCUGUACGCUCACGCUCUGAGGACUGUGGCCUCCAUCUGCUGCGUGGAGGAGGGCAUCAACCAGCUGGACAAGGUGGAUGGGAUCCUGUGCCUGGCAGAGAUCCUGACGGAUGAGAGCAGCGUGGAAGCAGCGAGGGCCGAGGCAGCGGCGGUCGUGGCUCAGAUCACCUCUCCUCACCACACGUCCACGCAGCACCUCGCCAGCUUCCUGGAGAGCAUGCACGACAUCGUCACCGCGCUCAUCAAGUUGUGCGAGAGCGCCUCCUGCGGCGAAGUCUUCCUCCUGGCGUCUGCAGCCUUGGCAAACAUCACCUUCUUCGACAGCAUGGCCUGUGAGAUUCUGCUGCAGCUCAACGCCAUCCAGAUCCUCCUGCAGGCCUGCAGAGACCGCCAGAGAGUUGACACGCCGUACUCCAAAGACCAGGUGGUGACGAUCCUGGCGAACCUCUCAGUCUUGGAGCAGUGUGCUGCUGAAGUCCUGCAAGAACAAGGAAUCGAGCGCCUGCUGCUGCUACUGGGAGAGAAACCAACCUCCCCCAGUCCAUCGGAGGGCGCCGCCUGCGAGCGGGUCCAGCAGAAAGCUGCUGUCACUCUGGCACGGCUGAGCAGGGACGCUGAUGUGGCUCAAACAGCCAUCCAGCUGAAAGCUGUUCCUCGUCUUAUUGAACUCUGUCGCUCUCCUACCGAGAGGAAUAACAGUGACUCAGUGCUGGUCGCCUGCCUGGCUGCCUUGAGGAGGCUGGCAGCGGGGUGCCCAGACAGCAUCGAGGCAGCAGACCACCAGCAGCUGAUCAAACCGCGGCUAGUCGACUCCUUCCUGCUGUGCUCCAACAUGGAGGAGAGCUUUGUAUGACGGCCUGAGAGCAGAGGGCUGAACUGGUGGACAUGGAUGGUGUACAUUUUCAGUUUUAAUACACAGAGAGGACUCAUGAGCAGACUAUUGACUUAAAGGAGCGAUAUUAAUCCAAGUUUCCUCACGGCCAUGAAGCGUUUGGACGAAUUGAAGGGACUGUUGUGGAUUUCGGAAGGUCAUUGAUAUGUAAAUGUACAUAAAUAUGUCACUAGUGCAAAUAAGUGAUCCCAUAGAAAGCAAUGAAUGUGUAUGGUGUCAUCCUAUGUAAGUGGGGAUUCAUAUCAGUAAUAAUAUGAGUGAUAUUUUGUACUAUCAGGUGCUCCUUCUCCAAAAAUGAAAGUCUAACCUGUUUGGAAAGGAAACACUUUAUAUGCUUCCACUGUGCAAAUAUUUCUGUUCUUGUCUGAAUAUAUUGCAACAAAAGCUUUUUUGCCUUUGUGGGAACAGAGAACAGCUCCUUCACACGAGUGGAUUACACAACCAAAUGUCCCUGACUCCAGUGAUCAUCUGAAGCAUUUAGCUCUGAAACACCUAAAGAUGUUUGUCUGGUUAAACUCUUCACAGCUCUCGUCAAAACAAAUCCGUUUUGAUGUUUUCAAACUGCAGCUGCUGUAAACCAAAUCAAAGUUAGACAGCUUUCGCGAGUAUCUCAGCUUCAUGAGUAGAGUUUUAUCUGAGGCAUACAGCAUUCAUACAGGUGUAGUAGAAUAUAUUGCUUCAUGUGCAGGAUGAAUUAUCCUUUUGAACUUUCUGCCAUUAAUCUUAAAUAUCAUGUUUGCCACUGGACACAUGAAUAAUGAACUGACUUUGAAUAUAGAAGUGCUUUUUAUUUAAGAGAAUUACCAUUAUUGUAUGCCAUGCAUGGAAUAAAGGCAAUCUAUGUAAUGCA
Molecule: messenger RNA, 3338 nt
Organism: Notolabrus celidotus (New Zealand spotty)
Lineage: Eukaryota; Metazoa; Chordata; Actinopteri; Labriformes; Labridae
Gene: insc
Product: protein inscuteable homolog
Exons: 15
Coding region: 818-2449 (543 amino acids)
Biological process (GO): asymmetric cell division; apical protein localization; regulation of asymmetric cell division
Cellular component (GO): apical cortex
Molecular function (GO): protein binding; cytoskeletal adaptor activity
Source: RefSeq, a predicted model, not a curated record